This is a messenger RNA of Drosophila pseudoobscura, 7766 nucleotides long. It is a transcript of the gene sdt, whose product is annotated as MAGUK p55 family member stardust. Gene Ontology annotation, biological process: protein localization to plasma membrane; establishment or maintenance of polarity of embryonic epithelium; establishment or maintenance of epithelial cell apical/basal polarity. Gene Ontology annotation, molecular function: protein binding. The transcript is spliced from 18 exons. Gene Ontology annotation, cellular component: adherens junction; plasma membrane. The record is from RefSeq and is a predicted model, not a curated record. Bases 529 to 6777 code for a protein of 2082 amino acids. NCBI's taxonomy places the organism in Eukaryota, Metazoa, Arthropoda, Insecta, Diptera, Drosophilidae.
AAAACACAGCCCCGCCUUCAAGACGGUCUCAGAAGCGCAGAAAAAAAAAAAUACCCAAUGAAAUAAAUAAUAAAUUUUAGCUUAAGCUUUCGCCCUUAAAACGAAACGAAACGCACAAAAAACAAGCCAAAUCAUAUCGAAAUAAGUAAUUGUUUAAGUAAUCACAAGGAAUUGGAGAGAACAACAACAGCAAAAGCCAACGCACAAGGAAAAAUAUUACUGUAAGGAAAUCCAUAAUUAUUCCAAGGAGAUACAGGUUCAGAUAUAAUACUGUAUACACGCGGAGGUUCCCAUACGGUGAUAGCACAUAUUGUGUGAGGGAAAAAUGCUCUCCAGUGGGUCUACUCCAUCGACAUCAACUCCUGCAUACCGGAGAAAGCAACAGCAGCAGUGUCCGAGUGACCAUUGAUGCCAAGAACCUGAGUCGGGGAACAAGUGGAAGCAAGUCGUUAGCCCCCGGCUGUGGGAAGGGAGUUCCUGAGCAGCGAGGAAGCGAAAUCCGUUGCCUUGGCGCCUCCGCGCUGCGCGAUGCAAGGGAACAGCAGCCGAUCCACGUUAAGCGCACAAUCCUCGGGCACACCGUCGGCCUCCACGAUAUCCUCGUCGCAGGGAAAGCAACAAGUUGUCGAACUAUCUGGCUAUGUCAUCAUACUCGUCGAGAAUGUGGAGGGGAAGAUUAAACUAUAUGGCUCACCGCCCGAUCGCGAUAAUCUGGAAGUGGGCGAUGAGAUACUCGAGGUUAAUGGCCUUUCCCUGGAGAACAUAUCGCGCACGGAGGUCAUACGCCACAUACACGAUUGCAUCAAAUCCUGUACGAUCUGUUUGCGGGUGCGCAAGAAGAAUGAUUCCCGAUUGGCCUGGGAUAUUGGGAAUUCGGUGCAGGACGCGUUUGUCAUUGCCGUCGAGGAGCACGCCCGGGAGCGACUGCAGCGAUUGGCGGCUCUUAAUCGAGUGACGCCCGUGGACAUAACCCAACUGUCGAAGAAGCUGCAGCAAAGUGGAAAGAGCGGGACAACGACAAGCCAGAAGCCGCAGGAUCUCAGUUUCCUGAACGACUCGACGCCCAUCUAUGUGACGUCCUUCACCAGCAACCAGAUCACGUGCUGCAGCUCCACCAUGACAACGGCCACGGCGGGCGGCCCCAUCUCCGCCCCAAUGCUGGCACCCACCACAGCGACCUGCACGAUGCCCACGCCCGCCGUCGAGCAGCAGGCGGCCAGCCAGGGGGCCUCCGCACUGGUAAGUGCCGCUGUGGCAGCGGCCACCGCCGCCGAUCGCAAUGCCAACAGUACCACCGCAGCGGCCCUCAAGCAGCAGAGGCAGAAGCAGCUUCCGAGCUCCGCGUGCAACACCGCCACAGCGAUCAGCGCCGUCGCGACAAGCAGCUCGACCAGCAGCGCCACCGGACAGAUCUACCAGGCGAGCCAGGCCCAGCAGCAGCAGCUGCAGCAGCUCCAGCAGCAGCUGGCGGCGGCCGCCGCUGCGGGGAAGCCCCUCCAGGCCAAGUCCCUGCUCGCGACCAGCCUCCAGCAUCUGGCCGAGGAGGUGGACAACGAGGACCUCGACGACGACGACGACGACGUGGACGGGGCCAACUAUUGCGGCAUCACCUACAUCUCGUACAACAACAAGCAUGCCCAGCUGCCAACGACGACGCUGCCGGCCAGCACGACGCUCCCGGCGGCGGCGGCCACCCUCGCCACCACGGCGGCAAUCCACCAGCAGCGGCAGCAGCAGACCCACGCCCAGACCCACAACCGCCCUGCCCCACUGCAGCUGUGUGCCAGCGAUGUCCAGUUCGUGGAUGCCGGCACCUCGACGUCGCCCCUGCUGGCCGCCACCAGUAUUGUGACGGCAGCGGACAUCGCCUUGCCGCCGAGCGGCGGCCAUCUCCACGGCACAACGACGCCCAAGACCGAGUACUCGACGGCCAUUUCCAGCGGACAGUUGCAGCAGGCCUUUGCCGAGCUGCAGUUGCAGUACUCCACCAAUAACAACACCUCACAGCAGCACCAGCAGCACCAGCAGCAGCAGCCACAGACACAGACACAGACACAUUUCCAUCAGCAACAUUUAAUUUUAAGCAACAACAAUAAUAGCAAUAAUUCCAUCGCAUCCAGCGGCAUCACGACAGCAGCGGCCACAGCGGCAACGGCGGCAGCCACAGCGGCAUCCGUGAUGAAGAAUUGUGAUCUACUGAUAGCCAACAAUCUGUAUCCACCGAGACGAGAGUUACUAGAUGACGUCAUUGUUCAUCAAUCCAGCGAUGUCCAUGCAUACAACACCAAUGUAGCGACAGCCAACAGCAGCAACAAUCGAUCCCAGCAGCAGCAGCAGCAAUUGCUGAGUGCCGCCUACGAGCAGCAGCAGCAACAACUCUUGCAACAGCAGCAGCAGCAGCUGCAACACAGUCCCACAAGUAGCAUAUCAAUAGGAAGAACAGAACUUUUAUUGGGUGAUCAGAGUCUGCGGCAGGACUCCAGCAGGAACCGCCGGCGCUCCGGCUCAAGCAUAGUUGUCCUGGACGGUGAUGAUCUGAAGCCAUGUCUCCCGGAUGAUUAUAUAAGUGGACAGCAUCAUCAUUUGCAACAACAACAGCAGCACCAACAGCAUCCACACCAGCAGCAGCAGCAACAGCAACAGCAACAGCAGCAGCAGCACUAUCGCACGCAUUCGAGCGACAUAAGAGAGAUUGACCAGGAAAUGCUGACCAUGCUGUCCGUGAAUCAAGAUAACGGACCACAUCGUGAGAUGGCCGUCGAUUGUCCGGACACGUUCAUAGCGCGCAACAAGACGCCACCCAGAUAUCCGCCACCCCGUCCACCGCAGAAACACAAAACCACCAAGAAAAACACCAACACCACCACCACCAAGAACACCACCACCACCACCAUAUCGACAUUCCAUAAUGAUGAUCAUGCUAACAAACUGUUAAUUGUUGCAUAUCAUUCUUCACAUCGACAUGAACAACAACAACAACAACAACCACAACCACAACAACAACAUAAACACCAUCAUCAACACACAUCAACAAUUGUUGCAACCAUCGAUGAUGAUGUUGCCACACAAAAUCUGUACAAUCAAAAACAACAAAAUAAAUUGGAACAAAUCGAAAACUAUGAAAAUUGCCUACAAUCGGAACAACAACCACCACAACCACAACAACAGACAGCGGGGGCAGUUGCAGCAACAACAACAACAACAGCCACAAACACAACCACACAAGUGGCAGAACAGCAGACGCCAUGCAACAAUAAAAUGCAACAAAAGACAACGAGCAACAGCAGCAACAACAACAGCGGUAGCGGUAGCGGUAACGGCAGCAGCAACAUGACAGAUGACUUCCUCUGCGUGGUGGAUGGCGGCCUCUAUCGCAGCCAGGACUCUGGCUCGCCCACGUCGACAGGCACCUUCGACGAGGUCCUGAGCAAGCAUACCCUGGACUCCUUCGGCAGCAUUGCCUACCGCCACUUGCACCAGCAGCAGCCGCAGCAACAGCAGCAGCAACAGCAAGCGACGAGUAACGGCAACAGCAAUAGCAGCGGAUGUGGCAGUGGAACCACUGCCACGCCCAGCAAGGGGCAAACGCCUGUGGACGAUCAGACCUUGGCCAGCAGCAACACGUGCCACACAAGCAACACAAGCAACAGCAAUUCGCUGAACAGCAGCAACAGCUCCAUGCACACCAGCAACAGCAGCACCAGUCACAUUGCAAGUGCCGCCUCCUCCUCGCUGACGGCCCCCACCAGCAUUAGCAAUAGCAACAGCAGCAGCGGGGACAGCAACGGGAGCAGCUCGACCGUGCCCGAUGACCUAAGCCUUGCCCCACCCGGCUAUGAGCCAGUGGUGGCACUGCUGCCGCCCCUGCCACCGAUGACCAAGCACCGGGAGCUGCCCGUCGAUGUGCCUGACAGCUUCAUUGAGAUCGUGAAGACGCCGCCGCGAUAUCCGCCGCCGGCACAUCUCUCCUCGCGCGGAUCGCUGCUCUCCAAUGGCAGUGCCUCCACGGCCCAGACCACGCUCUCCUCGCUGCCUCCUGCCCCUGUUGCCGCUGUGGGGCCUGCCACUGCCGCUGUCGCUGCCACUGCAACUGCAACUGCUGCUGGCGGUGGCGGUGGGAGUGUCAGUGGCAUAGGCGGCGAUGCGAAGCGGGUGUCUGAUGAGCUCAAUGGCAAUGUCAAGCCCGUGCCACCGCCCCGAGAUCAUCUACGGGUGGAGAAGGAUGGCCGGCUGGUCAACUGUUCGCCCGCCCCCCAACUGCCGGAUCGUCGGGCAGCGGGCAACGGCAACGGCAGCAGUGGCAGCCACAGUCAACAACACCACCUGCAGCAGUUGCACCACCAACAGCAGCAGCAGCAUCUGCACCACCAGCAGCAGCAGCAGCAGAUCGCCCAGAUUGUGGAGCCCACGCUGGAGCAGCUGGACAGCAUCAAGAAGUACCAGGAGCAACUGCGCCGCCGACGCGAGGAGGAGGAGCGCAUCGCCCAGCAGAAUGAGUUCCUCCGGAACAGUCUGCGCGGCUCUCGCAAGCUGAAGGCGCUCCAGGACUCGGCCACGCCCGGCAAGGCCAUCGCCAUGGCCCAGCAGCAGCAGCCGGCGCCGACGGGACUGGCAGCCAUGCCCUUGCCCGCCGGUGUGGAGAACGAGGCGUAUCUGCCGGAUGAAGAUCAGGCGCAGCCACAGCUGCAGCCGCAGCCAGAGCAGAUCGAUGGCUACGGCGAGCUGAUCGCGGCCCUCACCCGCCUCCAGAGCCAGCUGAGCAAGAGCGGCCUCAGCACGCUGGCCGGACGCGUCUCGGCAGCCCACAGCGUUCUGGCCAGCGCCAGUGUGGCCCACGUGCUGGCCGCCCGUACCGCCGUCCUGCAGCGCCGACGCCCCCGCGUCAGCGGCCCCCUGCACCACAACGCCCUCGGCCUGCAGAAGGACAUCGUGGAGCUGCUCACCCAGUCGAACACCGCGGCGGCCAUCGAGCUGGGCAACCUGCUCACCAGCCACGAGAUGGAGGGCCUCCUGCUAGCCCACGACCGCAUCGCCAACCACACGGACGGCACGCCCUCGCCCACGCCGACGCCCACACCCGCCGGUGGAUUGGGUUCGAUGAGCGGAGCCAGCAGUCCGGUGUUAGCGGCGAAGAGAGCGGCGAUGGCCGGUGGGGUGGUGGUGCCACCACCGGUGGUCCCCGUCCCGUCAACGCUGGCGCAGCGCGGAGCAAUGCCGCUGCCGCGGGGCGAGUCGCCCCCACCGCCGCCGCUGCCAAUGCCAAUGCCCAUGGCCAUGCCGAUGAGUGCCUGCUUUGGAACGCUCAACGACCAGAACGACAACAUCCGAAUAAUCCAGAUCGAGAAGUCGACGGAGCCGCUGGGCGCCACCGUGCGCAAUGAGGGUGAGGCGGUGGUCAUUGGGCGGAUCGUGCGCGGCGGAGCCGCCGAGAAGUCCGGCCUGCUCCACGAGGGCGACGAGAUCCUGGAGGUGAACGGCCAGGAGCUGCGCGGCAAGACUGUGAACGAGGUGUGCGCCCUGCUCGGUGCGAUGCAGGGCACGCUGACGUUCCUCAUCGUGCCGGCGGGCAGUCCGCCGUCUGGGGGCCUUGGGGGCCUCGGCCUUCCCGGCAGCCUGGCCGGCAGCGGCGGACCCGGCUCGGGGCUGGGGGCACACCGGGACACGGCCGUUCUGCAUGUACGGGCGCACUUCGACUACGACCCGGAGGACGAUUUGUACAUUCCGUGCCGGGAGCUGGGCAUCAGCUUCCAGAAGGGCGAUGUGCUGCACGUGAUCAGCCGCGAGGACCCCAACUGGUGGCAGGCGUACCGCGAGGGCGAGGAGGACCAGACGCUGGCCGGCCUCAUUCCUAGUCAGUCGUUUCAGCACCAGCGCGAGACCAUGAAGCUGGCCAUCGCCGAGGAGGCGGGCCUGGCCCGCUCCCGUGGCAAGGACGGGGCCAGCAGCAAGGGUGCCACCCUGCUCUGUGCGCGCAAGGGCCGCAAAAAGAAGAAGAAGGCCAGCUCCGAGGCCGGCUAUCCCUUGUACGCCACGACGGCGCCGGACGAGACCGAUCCGGAGGAGAUACUCACCUACGAGGAGGUGGCCCUGUACUAUCCGCGGGCCACCCACAAGCGGCCCAUCGUCCUGAUCGGACCGCCCAACAUCGGACGCCACGAGCUGCGCCAGCGCCUAAUGGCGGACUCUGAGCGCUUCUCCGCCGCAGUGCCACUGUUUUAUCUGCUCGAGGAGCGCCUCAAGGAGGCCAAGACCAAGACCAAGGCCAAGGACACAUCACGUGCCCGGAGGGAGGGCGAGGUGCCCGGUGUCGACUAUCACUUCAUCACGCGCCAGGCCUUCGAAGCGGACAUUCUGGCCCGUCGCUUCGUGGAGCACGGGGAGUACGAGAAGGCCUACUACGGCACAUCACUGGAGGCCAUACGAACGGUGGUGGCCAGCGGCAAGAUCUGCGUCCUCAAUCUGCAUCCGCAGAGCCUGAAGCUGCUGCGAGCCUCCGACCUCAAGCCCUAUGUGGUACUGGUGGCGCCCCCCAGCCUCGACAAGCUGCGGCAGAAGAAGCUGCGCAAUGGGGAACCAUUCAAGGAGGAAGAGCUCAAAGACAUCAUUGCCACGGCCAGGGACAUGGAGGCCCGAUGGGGGCAUCUCUUCGACAUGAUCAUCAUCAACAAUGACACGGAGCGCGCCUACCACCAGCUGCUGGCCGAGAUCAAUUCGCUGGAGCGCGAGCCGCAGUGGGUGCCCGCCCAGUGGGUGCACAACAAUCGGGACGAGUCAUAGGGAUUCACUGGAACCAGGCCCCCCUCCACCAGCAUCCAAUCCCAACUCAAACUGCAAGCGCAACUCCAACUCCUGCUCCUCCCGCAGUCUUUGUAAAUACAAAUUUCCAACGAGCCAUCAGCCAGGCCCAGGCCCAGGGUCCAGCCCCAGUCCCUCGGAGAAGUACCGCCCACACACUGCAUAUACCGACCCCUAUAUCUCUGUAUUGUAUAUCCCCAACCCAUAAAUAUUUAUAUUAUCUGUUUGAAAAUUUCCUCGUGUUUUUUUUUUGUAUUUUUUUUCAUUUUUAGUUUUACUCUUUGAACUGUUUUGAAAGCACCUCCCAUUCCCAUACCAAUUCUAUUGUAUGUCCCCCUACUAUGUACUUAUGUUAACGAAAUUGUUGUUCGAUUAACCAUUAUUGUUCCAUCUUUUUUUAAACACUAACUUAUAUACAAUACAAAAUAUAUAGUAUAUAUACAUACAUAUAUCGUACGAGGAUGCAUGUAUAUUUUUUUUUUUUUUUUUUUUUUGGUCUACGUGCACUUCCUUAAUUUCUGAGGGCCAAUCGAAAAUGUAAAUUAGCAAAUUACAAAAAAAUACUAAGGCCAGAAGCCUGAAGACCUGAACCCUUGAAGAGCAGACCCAAUAAAUUGUGUAAUAAUACUACCAUAAGCGACCACAAAACAAAAAAACAAACCAAUCGAAUCGAAUCCAAAUCCAAAAUGUUAACAGAGCCAGAACAAUCCGUACGGCGGGAAAAUAGGAAAGGUGAUGGGAGGACGGAGUGGAAGGAGUGCGUAGAGAAUCAGAUGCAUAUGUUGCAAUUACGUAAUCUAUUUACUUUAUACAGAUACCGAUAUACAUACUAUACAUAACUUAUAGACGAACGAAGAUCGAAGCUUACUUCCAAAAACAUUUAACUCUUAACGAAAGUAACGAAGUAACGAAGCUUUGAAACGAGAGAAAGAGAGACAACAAAAUCAGUAAGUCAUUGCCAAAAAAAAAAA